This is a messenger RNA of Peromyscus leucopus (white-footed mouse), 1763 nucleotides long. RefSeq names its product doublesex- and mab-3-related transcription factor C1. Lineage: Eukaryota; Metazoa; Chordata; Mammalia; Rodentia; Cricetidae. The record is from RefSeq and is a predicted model, not a curated record. The transcript is spliced from 7 exons. Bases 648 to 1325 code for a protein of 225 amino acids.
GACAAGCAGCCUCCCUGGUUCCUCUUGGGUCACAGAAUACGUUCCCCAUGGUGUGAGCAAAGGCCACACUUUCCGGGGAGUAUUGUUGGCUUCUCAGAGUCUGAAAAAGAGAGUUGAGGCCUCCUCUUUGCGGCCCCUCAUGGGUGCCGUCUAUCACCCCAUUUGGCUACUGUGAUGUGCACUGCUGGUUGAGAUGCUGAGGAUGGAGAAGUGGGGAGACCUGCCCUGACCACACCCAGCCCCCCGAAGGAUGUUCCCGACCACAUGGAAGUGGGUCUGCCCAGCUGGUAGGAAGAAGGGGCAUGAAGACCAUGCUUCCAAGAGUGUGUGUAAUGGCACCAGUGGCACCCCCUCCAGGACUUCUUUGCAGAGAUACCUGAGCUCCCCACUAGGCUGGGUGCAGAGGUGGAGGCCUGCCUCCUGCGUUGCCCUAAGCCCCGCCCCUCCAUGGCCCUAAGCCCUAUUGCUUCUUGGUUCCGCCCUGCUUCAGUUCAGUACCUGGUGCUCAACCAGUGGAUACAUUUGUGGUGUGUGGCCUAUGUCCCAACUCCCGCCCCUCGGAACUUUCUUUGUUUCUUCCUUUGCUUUUUAUCUUCACUCUGGCCAGCUCAGCAGCCUGAACGCAAGUUGUGCUGGCUGAACUGAAAAUGCAGAGGCCUUCGGUUAUACGGGAACUACGUAAGGCCUUGUCUGUUGUGAGUGCCCCCAAGAAGAAGCAGGGUAUACCGAUAAAGAGACGCCUGCUUCGGAGACAGAGAAGGAUUAUGGCCACUGCCCCUAAAUCGCACAUGCAUGCCAAGAAAUUGACUGUGGAAGAAGGAGUUUGCACUGGAAAGAACACUGUACAUCAGCUCCAGGCCCAGGUUGACACAGCAACCCAGGAGGAAAGUUCUCAAGGGCCUGUGCUGCUGAGUCAGCUCCCAGAACCAACAUCUGUGCUGUAUACUCCAGAGACCCUGGGGCAACAACUGAUGGUUUCCCUUUCUGGGGAGCCCCAUGGGCCCUCUGCCAUGCCAAGCAUGUACCCAAGCCUGAUUCUUCAGCCCUGUGCCACUGCUGACCCUAUGCUACUGCAGCCACAGAGCCCCAGUGCCUCCAACCAGGCUUCGGUUGCUGCUACCUUGGAGUGGCAGGAGAUGCUGGAGGCUGCUGAAGCUCUGCUGGCUCUGAAGAACUCUUCGCAGACACGUCACCAGCCCUGUGGCAUGCCAGGUCCUGCUGGAGAGAGGGGACGGCAGCUGGCCAGCCCCUCUAUGCCACCCAGGCCUGCCAACUCUGGUUCGCUGCCUUCUGGACAUCUCGAUUGCAUGUCCCUCUUGACCUAAGAACCCAGACUACGAGGCCUCGCUAGAGCACUGCCUGUUUGAUUCCUGUUUCUGAACUUGCAAAAUGGCUCCUGUCCAAAGUGCUUAAUGUGUUUUUUAAGCAUUCAGGUAUUUUAUAAGCUUUCAGAUCCUUUUUUAUGAUAUAGGGCAAUUACUUGGCUUUCCUAUGUUCUUUAUCCCCAUCCCUUAUUUCUUUGGAAGCUGGGGCUUUUUAUGUGUCUUAUAAAAUGCUUUGUGCAAUCAAAUAUGAUCAAUCAAUCUAUCAGUGGGGUUCUGAGUGAUAUCAAUGCCAGUGUUUUCCUUUGUGUGCACUUGCACACUUACCUGUGCACUACUGUACUUACAUACGUAUGUGGAAACAUGAGUAUUUUCACAUUGCAUAUAGAUUUGUGUCUUACCAAAAAUAAAUAAUUUUAUAAGGCACUAAGAAGUAUGGGU